AUGGAUGAUAUACAUGAUCCUGAAUCCGACACGGAUGAGAACUGCGAUCAUGAAUGUGAAGCUAUCAUGGCUUCGACAUCAUCCCAGUCGUAUACAAUCUGGGCACUCCAUCCGCCUUACUUAGGGGAGUUGGUGGAGUCCGAUGGAGCGGCGCCAAACAAUGAAGCAAAGGAGCAGGCAAAUGAGCAGGCAAAGCAGCAGGCACGUACCCGUCUGAACGCACUAUACGAAUCCAAGAUGCCCUUUUUCACCAAGAAGGCAUUUCAAGGACUCUUGGACGAUCUGAAGAGUAAGAACACCGCGGGCGAUAUCAUCACCAUCAAGGACCUGACCGGGGCUCCCGUCAGAUGGAAGGUGAGAGUGGGGAUGUUUGUUUGGCUUUAUAGCGGGGACUCUGAAGUAAAGACAAAAUCUUUCUACAAAGGCAUCGGGGUAAAUUAUAGAUCCAGAACAGCCCUUGAACGUGACUUAGACACAUCUUACCGAAUUGAGGACUCAGUUUUCUCCCCCUUGCGCUUGAUGCACCGGGUAGAAGAAGAUGACAGCAGCAAGGAAAUACUCGAUGACGAAGCUAUCAUCCGGGUCAUUGAAGAUUUUCGAGAGAAAAGUCUGGCCUGGGAAGAAAGCGAGGCAUGCAAGAAUUUCAAAUCGAUUUUGUCUUCAUUUGCCGGCGGCCAUGAUAUCAACAAGAUCGUCGGACUCGCCUGCGGUAGCCUAGCCCUGCCACAAAACGACCAUGCUGCUUUCCAGACCGCGAUGCUAGUCACUGUGAGGAGCUGGCUGAAAGAGCGAGACCAGAACAAGGAUGUCCCCUGUUACAUCCAGGACCCCAUGAACACCCCGAUCGAUCAGAAGGUUCUCGCAGGGAUCAAAUUUGAGAUGAUUGAUGAUCCGCGCGGCUGGCUUGAGGUUGAUGAGUGCUCGGUUGUGCUCUCGGUGGCGCCCAAUGUGCCUGUUAAGGAAAUAAUCGCGGACACCGCUAGACCUGCCGUCUUGAUAUGGUAUCGUGUUGAAAAUGAGGAGCAACAAAACGCGACUGACCCUGAUUCAGCUCCGGUUAGGGAAAUGAUGGAAGGUUAUGAUUUGCAUGAGUUUUCAGUUGCCGUUAUUGGAGCUGGAAUCUUUGGCCUUUCGCUGGCCAUUGCACUGCGAGACAGAAAUUACGAUGUCAACGUGUUUGAUCGGAGCGAGUACGAUGUCAAUGGAUACGACCCCGCAGCCUUCGAUGUGCAAGCUGCAUCCGCCGACCACAACAAAAUAUUCCGUGCUUCAUAUGGAAAAGAGAUUCACUACCAGCGUCUGGCACUGGAGAGCCGGAAGGCAUGGGUAUCAGAAGACGAAAAGCGCGGAUUCUCUGAAAAUGGUGACACAGACGACGAACGGCUCUUCGUGAACAAUGGAAUGCUUCGUAUACAACCUUCAGAUCAACUAGCAACGCUGGAAAAAGAGACAUUGGCUAAUUUGCAGCGUGAUGGUCUGCGAGACACCCAGUUCGUUGAGAGUGACCCCACGGACUGCGAACGUGCAGAGGAACUCGGGUGGAAAGAUAAGUUACUCAAUUUCCAGAUGCCAGACUCUCUCGACAAGUCCUAUGCAGCAGUAUUGGACUCUUUGGCUGGAUUUGUGAGAUGCAGCAACGCGUGUGCCCACUACCAAAAAGUGGCAGCUGACAAGGGUGUCAAGUUUCAUUUUGGAUUAGAAGACGGAACUGUUGAGGCGUUGAUCAAAGUCGCAAGCAGUGUUGAGCCCAACAAAGAGAAAAUCACAGGACUAAAAACGAAGAAUGGAACAAUUUAUCACGCUGAUACUGUUGUCGUCGCCGCUGGAUCAUUCUCGACACAAAUCCUCCCCGACCUAAGCUAUCAUAUCGAGUCAUCUGCGGGUAGCCUUGCGACUUUCAAGAUUGACAAGAGCAAUGCCGAGCUAUGGGAAAAGUACUCACCGGAACGGUUCCCCGUAAUGACCUGGAAAAGCAUCUCACGGGAUAGUUCUGGCAAGGACACUGGAAGUAUCUAUGUCCUACCUAGAACUCCCGAAGGUCUUGUGAAAAUUGGAUUCCGCGGAAUCAAAUGGACCAACUUUCAGCCAGCACCCCCGGAUGCUUCUUUCGCACAAGAUGGCCAGUGGUCGGUACCUCUGCCAGUGGAAGAGUGUACAGUCAUACCAGACCCUGCUUUUCGCGCAGUGAAGCAGUUCGUGUCUAUAUUUAUGCCUGAGUUCAAGAAUACCCCGUUCUUUUCUACAAAGCUCUGCUGGUAUACCGACUCGCUCGACAAUUCCUUCGUGAUCGACCAUGUACCAACCUAUGCCGAAAAUUCUGUAUUCGUUUGCACAGGCGGAAGCGGCCACGGUGCCAAAUUUUUACCAGUUUUGGGAGAGCAUGCAGCAGAUAUCCUGGAAAAUGCCGACCAAAGCUCAUCUUUCAUGCGCCCAUUUUGGCGCUGGCGGCCCGAUGCGCCGCGAAGGAAUGGCCUUGAAGAAGGCCCUGGUGGACCGCGAGAUAUUUCACACAAAUAG
Molecule: messenger RNA, 2517 nt
Organism: Penicillium soppii
Lineage: Eukaryota; Fungi; Ascomycota; Eurotiomycetes; Eurotiales; Aspergillaceae
Product: FAD dependent oxidoreductase
Exons: 11
Coding region: 1-2517 (838 amino acids)
Molecular function (GO): sarcosine oxidase activity; flavin adenine dinucleotide binding
Source: RefSeq, a predicted model, not a curated record